GGCGGCGGCCGGCUUCGGGAGAGAGAGGCGGCCGGCCGGGGCUGAGGACAGCGCUACUUCCGGUCUCCUCACUUCCGGCUUCCCUGCUCUAGGUGGCUGGUUCGGGAGGCCGGGUUGAAAGGUCGCGGGUCCGAGGGGUCCCGCCUGUUGCUCGGAGCGAGCGUGUGACAGCUGUCGUUGCUCCCCGCCCCUAGGCUCCGAGGUGCGUGGGGGAGAAGAAAGAAAAAGUCUGGCUUGCAUUUCCGCUCACUGCUCGCCGGGGCGGGGCGAUUCCAGAGAGCGGCGGCAGGGCUCACCCUCGGUUCGGGAGCUGCCGGGUCCCCGCGGACAGGUAUGUCUGACUGCAGCAAUGGCACAGCUCUGGGUGCAUCUAAACCAGCCACAGAAGAAGCCAAGGCUAACGCUGAGGAGUCUACCAUGGCUCAAGAGUCUCCCAAAAAUUCAGCAGCAGAAAUUCCAGUGACUAGUAAUGGAGAAGUUGAUGAUGCUCAUGAACAUGGCUUUCAUAAGGAUUUGAAGCGUUCAUUGCCAUCUGGACUUGGUCUCUCAGAAACUCAAAUUACAGCUCGUGGCUUUGACAGUACCAAAGAGGGGGUUAUUGAAGCAGGAGUGUACCCAGGUUCCCCAGAGCCACCCCUGCCGUCCGUUAUGUCUCCUAGCAGGGUGGCAGCUAGCCGACUGGCUCCACAAGGAGGCCAUUUAAUUGUUCCCACAGAUCCCUCAUUCUGUCGGCCCUCACAUCCUUGUACUCGACAGAUUAUCUCUGAGAAGCUAGGCCGUGGCUCAAGAACUGUGGACCUUGAACUGGAAGCUCAGAUUGAUAUAUUAAGAGAUAAUAAGAAAAAGUAUGAAAAUAUCCUGAGACUGGCUCAGACGCUAUCAACCCAGCUUUUCCAGAUGGUGCACACUCAGAGGCAGCUUGGAGAUGCAUUUGCCGACUUGAGUUUGAAAUCUCUAGAACUCCAUGAAGAAUUUGGCUAUAAUGCAGAUACCCAGAAGCUGCUGGCAAAAAAUGGAGAGACUCUUCUUGGGGCCAUUAAUUUUUUUAUUGCCAGUGUGAAUACUUUGGUGAAUAAAACAAUUGAAGAUACGUUAAUGACAGUGAAACAAUACGAAACUGCCAGGAUUGAAUAUGAUGCGUAUCGCACUGAUUUGGAAGAAUUGAACCUUGGACCACGUGAUGCAAACACUUUGCCAAAAAUUGAGCAGUCACAACAGCUGUUCCAAGCACAUAAGGAAAAAUACGAUAAGAUGCGCAAUGAUGUUUCCGUCAAAUUGAAAUUUCUAGAAGAAAAUAAGGUGAAAGUGUUGCACAAUCAGCUGGUCCUUUUCCACAACGCCAUUGCCUCCUACUUUGCCGGGAAUCAGAAGCAGCUUGAGCAGACCCUUAAACAGUUCCACAUCAAGUUGAAAACCCCAGGAGUGGAUGCCCCGUCUUGGCUUGAAGAACAGUAGAGUCUCACCUGGAAAGAAAAGAAGGCUGUAUUGUUAUAUUUCUAAAUACACCUAACGAGUUAAACGGAGCGGGGCACGCGGUGAGGGGUGAGGACCGUUGUGGGGAUCCUGCAUAGCAGCUUUAAGUUUUCCCUUUUUCAUACCUUUACAGUUGACUUCGAUUUGAUAGGAAGGUGGGUGGCUUAAAUGUAAACAUUAUUUCUAUAAUUUGAACAUGGUGAUUUUCCUCUUUGAGAAAUCCUUUUGUAUUGUGAGGGUUGAUGGCUACUUCUGUAGUUUGAAAAUAUCUAAUAUUGAUUUGCACUGACAAAAUAAAAAUUUAAGGUUUUGGUCCUAGGAAUGAGGGCCAGUUGUAACUUUUCCAAAGGGAGGUUUAUGUGAUUUGUAUCAACAUCAGAUAUUUUAUAUAUGAAUAUAUUCAACAUCUUUAUGAGAGUCAUUUUCUUAUAUUGCUUAAAAAAAGAAAAGAAACUAUUUUGCAGAGUGAGUUGUGUGGGCCCGGCCGCACCCUCAGAGGUGGCCGUGCUAAUGCAUCAUUGAUUGGUCCGUGGGCUUGUGGCAGAUACCUUUUCAAAAGUGAAUCUGUACCAUGGUGAUUUUUUUGUAGGUUUUUUAGACACAGAAAUUACACCAUCAUUUCUGAGAGGUUUUUAGGCUUGUGAGUUUGUAUAAUCCAAGUCACAGAACAGUAACAUUAGCAAUUUUUUUUCUUUGAAUUUAUAAUGAAACCUUUUAAAAAUUUAUUUUUAAACAAGUGGACUAAGGAAUGGAAAUCUUGAUGGUUUCUAGAGUAGAAAUCUAUACUUAGAAGCUAGAUUUUGGAUAAAUUCCAUUUUGAUAGAAGUGAAUUUCUAGAGAGCUUUCCUUGACCUCCAUAUGAAAUAAUACCGUUUAAGCCUUAAAUCACAGAUACGUGCCUUCUCAAAUAUAGUAAUUCUUACUCAACCAGUGUACAUAGUCCAUGAAGACACCCCUUUCUGAUAAUGCCUGACAUGUGUCCCGUGUUAUGGGAAACUGUGUAUAAAUGGUGGGUUUCUUUGUUCCCAUGAAGCUAUAUUUGAGGGUUGUGAAAUCAACCUUAAGUUUGUUGUUUGGUUUCUCAAUUCCUUUUGAAGAGGAGAAGACAGGAUUUUUUCAUUUGAGUAAUGGAAAGAUGACCUAAAAAGGUACGGUGGCAACAGGAAGGUGACUGGAAAGGCAGGUCCUGUUUUGCUAUGCAGAACUUGUUCUGUGUUAUGUGGCAGCCUGUCUGCCAUGUGGCUCCUCUGUAACAGAUCCUCUUUACAAGUAAAGUUCCUUUGAUUUUUAUCACAGACAUGAAUUAAUAUUUUCAGAGAUAUCUCUUUCCCUGUUCAUUUCUAUUGUGUUGAAAUGAAGUACUUAUAAUUACUGUUAUACAUAAACUUUGUGAAUUGUAAGAUUUGUUACAUACGUUCAAAUGCCUUUUAGCUGGCUUUUAAUCAGACGCCUAUUUUGAGUGCUUAAUACAAUGUAAUGUGACUGUAAAUCAUAAACUUAUUUUAAAUCAUUCCCUCUGUACAUUUGUACUCUAACGAAGCCUUAUUUUAUUCUUCCAGCAGAAUAACUACUUGUGAUAGUUCAUUUACAUUCCCCCAAAUGUGCCUCUAGUGUGAAUUUUGUAUUCUUAUUAAAAGUGUUUGCUGCAGUACCUUGUUUCUCUGGCCCUCAUAGUUUUAAAUAAUAAGUAACUAUUUGGAAAUUCUGA
Octodon degus (degu) is the source of this 3181-nucleotide messenger RNA. RefSeq names its product ADP ribosylation factor interacting protein 1 (gene Arfip1). Gene Ontology annotation, molecular function: protein domain specific binding; phospholipid binding. Gene Ontology annotation, cellular component: trans-Golgi network membrane. Gene Ontology annotation, biological process: intracellular protein transport; regulation of Arp2/3 complex-mediated actin nucleation. The record is from RefSeq and is a predicted model, not a curated record. The coding region runs from base 334 to 1455 and encodes 373 amino acids. The transcript has 10 exons. NCBI's taxonomy places the organism in Eukaryota, Metazoa, Chordata, Mammalia, Rodentia, Octodontidae.